Messenger RNA from Pleuronectes platessa (European plaice), 5383 nucleotides. RefSeq names its product dual specificity phosphatase 10 (gene dusp10). Gene Ontology annotation, cellular component: cytoplasm; cytosol. Gene Ontology annotation, molecular function: MAP kinase tyrosine/serine/threonine phosphatase activity; protein tyrosine/threonine phosphatase activity. The transcript is spliced from 4 exons. The record is from RefSeq and is a predicted model, not a curated record. Gene Ontology annotation, biological process: negative regulation of JUN kinase activity; protein dephosphorylation. NCBI's taxonomy places the organism in Eukaryota, Metazoa, Chordata, Actinopteri, Pleuronectiformes, Pleuronectidae. Bases 367 to 1848 code for a protein of 493 amino acids.
GCUUCCGCGGGGCGGGCUCUCUCCCCUCCGUGUUAUUUCUACGGGGGAGAAGCAGGGACGUAAAAGUACUAAAGAAAAAAAAACAAAAAAAAAGCCCCAGAAGACGAUGAGGCCGAUCCGCGACACGAGGAUGGACUGAAUGGAGGCGACGAGCGUCCGCCAGCGGAGAACGAACCCAGCGACGGUCCCCCGGUGAGACGGACACACAAGUUUGGUGAUGAAGUGUCCAACGCGCAAGUUUGGUCUUUGAAAUGCACAGUCAUAGACAUUUCUAUAAUUAAUGAAGAGGAAUGUAGAGGCUCUGCAACCAUUUUGCCACGAGCGGCUUGUUGAGUUCUCCGUAGACGUCCAGCCCUCGGCCUCCCCAUGCCUCCAUCUCCUCUUGACGACAGAAUUGUGGUGGCGCUGCCAAGGCCGAUCCGACCUCAGGAACUCCAACUGCGCCUGGACACCAGCUACCUGGACUCCUUCUCCAACAGCAGCAGCAGCAGCAGCAGCAUCAGUAGUAGUAGCAGCCGCAGAACCAGCAGCAGCAGUAGCAUCAGCAUCAGCAAGACCCUCAUCAGCACCACCGUGGUGAAGAUCCGGGCGACGGCCAAUCUGGUAACGUAUAUGCCCUCAUCCAAGGGCUCCACGCGCUCGUUGUCGUGUGGAUGCAGCAGUGCCAGCUGUUGCUCUGUGACUACCUAUGAGAAGGACAGCCAGAGCCUCAGCCACAGCCAGGUGAGCGCCAGCAGCCCCAACCUCAGCUAUGCCGGGGCCCCCACCUCAAUGGUCAGCAACCAUGAAGCACUAAGCACCCCCAGUCUCACCUCGGGAGCCCUGAAGGCCGUAUCCACCGUGAGGGUCAUCCAUCCCAAUGAGCUGGCCAAGCGGAUGACCUGCUGCCCCAUGGGCCACCCCAUCGGGCCCAUGCCGGUCAUCAUCGACUGCCGGCCCUUCAUGGAGUACAACAAGAGCCACGUGCGGGGGGCCGUGCACAUCAACUGCUCCGACAAGAUCAGCCGGCGGCGGCUGCAGCAGGGCAAGAUCACUGUGCUGGACCUCAUCUCCUGCCGCGAGGGCAAGGACUCCUUUAAGGGCAUCUUCUCCAAAGAGAUUGUGGUUUACGACGAGAGCACCAUGGACCCCCAUCGGCUGACGUCCUCCCAGCCCCUGCACGUGGUCCUGGAUUCUCUCAGGAGGGAGGGCAAGGACCCCAUCAUCCUCAAAGGAGGCCUUAGCUGCUUCAGGCACAGCCACGAGAACCUGUGCGAGCAUUCGCUGCACCUCCGCGAGGGCUCGGACCCGGGCGCCGCCGCUGGCCUGACGGGGCCGCUACCUCACUCCCUGCCCUCCACCCCGGACAUAGAGAACGCAGAGCUGACCCCCAUCCUGCCCUUCGUCUACCUGGGGAACGAGCACGACGCCCACAACGCCAACCUGCUGCAGCGCUGGAACAUCGGCUACAUCCUGAACGUGACCACCCACCUGCCGCUCUACCACUACGACACGGGCCUCUUCGUCUACAAGCGCUUACCCGCCACCGACAGCAACAAGCAGAACCUGCGGCAGUACUUCGAGGAGGCGUUUGAAUUCAUCGAGGAAGCACAUCAAUCAGGCAUGGGCCUUCUGAUCCACUGCCAGGCAGGCGUGUCUCGUUCAGCCACCAUCGUGAUCGCCUACCUGAUGAAGCACACCUGGAUGACCAUGACAGACGCCUACAAGUUUGUCAAGACCAGGAGGCCCAUCAUCUCCCCGAACCUCAACUUCAUGGGCCAGCUGCUGGAGUUCGAGGAGGACCUGAACAACGGGAUAACGCCGCGCAUCCUCACGCCAAAGCUGAUCGGUGUGGAGACGGUCGUCUAAACGAACCCCCCCCCGACCACCCACCCCCCCGAGUCCGACUUGAUGCUAAAACUUGCGCUCGCUGUUUUUCAAGAGAGGCCAGCUGGUUUGGAGCGCGAGAGAGAAAGAGAGAGACGAUGUGUUCUCCUCGAAUCUCCUCAUGCUCAUCGUGGACUCUCUCUGGCGGUGCCAAAGCUCUGGGUCAGCGGUGAUGACAAAUGCCAAAAAAUCCCUGCUGCUUGGACCUGGACGAUGUCCCGGAGGAGACGCUGGAGAGAGAGAGAGGAGGCGGUCAGUGGAGAGAUUUCCAUUUGCGACCACAGAGGAGCGAAUAUGAGGGAAAAGAAAAAUCUGAAAAAUAUACUACGUGCUUAGGGACAAUAACUGACAAAAGAAAAGACUCUUAACGUUCACACUGUGGCACAGAGUUAAUGUUUGCCGACUCAGGCAGGGAGCUGGCCACGGCAGUGCCUGUCAAAAAAGAAAAAAAAAUAGAUGAAGACAUGUUUGGUGUGUUAAUGUUGUUGUUCUAUUUUUAUACAGGGGUUUAUGGGGUGACCAUGACGAGCCCACCGCGGCUCACUGUGCAAUAAUUUCAGAGUGGAAUGCAACUGAGACCUUGAUCUUAUGUGUAUAUAUGGGUUACGAUUAUGAAACAUUUCCAGCUCUUUGCUGAAAAACCAUUUUGAUGUUAUUGUGAAUACUGUCCUUCAGUUCUGUACGUUUAUGUCGAUGGUGCAGACGGUUAUGCUGUAAUAUUUGGCGCAGAUUUGUGCACGAGAUAGAAAACAAAAAGGGUUUUAUUUUGUUUUCAUGAGCUUAUUUGUGUGUCGGUCAAACCCACAAGUUCAUAUUUCACGUGUUCGCUUCAGUAUUUGCAUUUUGCCAUUCCUGCAUCUACAGAAGCAUAUAUUUUAGCAAUAUAUUAUAUCAGACAGCCAUAAGCGCUUUUAUUUCAUGCAGAGGAGAGAACACGUUGAAAUAAUCUGAGAACUUUGUAAAACAGGGCUACCGGUGAUGUUUAAUGUAACAGAGUGGAGGAAUUUCACUGCCUGCUUCUAUCUCCUCUGCUCUUUUUGCUUUCUGCUCUAACUCAUUCAUGGGCCCGCUCUGUUGUAACGUACCCAUGUUACCGUCCCAUUGUGGCCACAUGUAAUGUUUGAAUUUUUUGUAUUAAUGCACUUGAUUUUGAUCCCUUCUGGAGUAGCAGAGUCGAGGUGCACACUUCAAACAAACACACGCCUCCUCCCGAGGGUCACAGCUUUGGUUUGAGCAGCGUGACCCUGGUUUUAAUCUUUUUGCAACUCUCUCCGUCACUGACACUAAGCUACAGUUAAGUGAGCUCUCCAGCCUCGCGAGGGGCGCGAGCUGCCGUCACGUGCUGCUCUAGUGCCUCUAUCAAUGCCUUAAUUCAUGUGUCUCCAGUGGGCCUGCGCACGGUGCACCAUCACGUGCAGACGGCUGCAGAUCACACACCGAAUUUGUUUUGCCCCCCCCUGUAAAAAGCUGUGUGUAACAUACAAAGAAUGAUUCCUGCAAAUCCCGAUAAACGUGCAGUUUUACAGAGAUGCAUUCAGAGAUGCAAAAAAAUAAACAAUCCUCGAGGUGAAAAUAACCAUUAUGUAACUUGGAAGGAGAAACUGUGCACCACCGUGAUUUGUAAAUCAACUUGGCACUUAAUCGUAGAGUAGUAAAAAGUACACACACACACAAAGUUUACCCAGCACCUGAAAAUACUCAUCUUUGACCCAGUUUACACACAAGUACAUAUCCAGACAGACAUGAAGAGGAAAGACUUAAAACAAAUCUCAACUUAAUGGUGCAACUUCUUCAUGCCUUCAUCAUGGGACUGCAGUGGACUUGCUGUUUGACCAUGUGUACAAUGGACGACAACUCAAUUUUGAUUUACAGACCCCUCACGUCUGCACUGGUAUACUUUUUGUUUAAAAAGUAAAAAAACUGAGAUUUUAAGAAUUAUCCCGUAAUAUUACAAGAAAUAAUUUGAACCAUUAUGACUUUACUCUUGUAGUAUUGUGACUGUAUUCUUGUAAAGUUACAACUUUAUCCCGGUGAUAUUACGACUUUAUUCUUGUAAGAGUACAACUUUAUUCUUGUAAGAGUACAACUUAUUGCUUGUAAUAUUCCUACUUAAGUCUCAGAUUUUCUUCCCUUGAAGUGGCCCGAAUACUCCAUCGUACUGUUCAGUUGUCUGUUGUUAGAUAAAGGCAUAAAAUGAAGCACAGUGCUAACACCAUCAUUGUCGAGAAACAUGUAUUUUUUUGCAAAUAUCUCUGUAAACUGUUCUAUCGUCUCAAAUGAACCCAAUAUUUUCAGAAUGAUCGGAGUGCUCGUAGCAUAACGAACACAAACACACUCAGUCAGGCUUUACGACACCAACAUCCACAACAAUAAGCUUCGAAAAUCCCUCAUGUGAAAAUUCAUGCUAUGCAAAAAUGAAACUGUAACAGGUCGGUGUUCCUGAACCCCGACCGUCAUUAAAUCACGUUUCGAGGUGUGUGCGAACAUUUCAACGUUAAACGCAUGAACAAGUUUCGCAGCCUCGGACUGAAGUGAGUUUUUACGUACGACUUAUCGACAGGAACGUUAAAAACAAAUGUUUGUGUGUGGGGAGGGCGUGUCCCCACUUGUGUUUUUGUUGCGGUUGUCAUUGGUGUUUCUACUGGUGCUCCACGAUAGAUUUGAAUACGAUUAACAAAAAAAAGGAUAAAAAAGGUAUGUAGCGACCAUUUAACACACGUUUGUAGCUUGUGCGUUUAUUUUCAGUGAUUUGCACUAAAAAAAGAACACAAAGGAAAAAAGAGAGUGCUUAUCAUCUGAGCCGGUGUUAUAUAAGAAUACUGUACCUUUUUUUUGUCCGAUCUGCCAGUUUCUACGACCGCAGCGGCACUUGGCUUUUUUUUUGUACGUAGCGAAUCUAUCUGACUGAACAAUGUAACCGUCGUACUGUAAAUUUCUCUCUCCGGUUGGAAAAGAAGCAUGCUGUGUGCUCCUGGUCUGUGAGGGACACUCGCAGCCGUUAUGGUGCUGUCCGUCUUUCCCACACUGCUCUUUGUGUAGAGGUCACAGCCUGACCCACGGCUCCGAGAGGCGCCUGGGACUGCUCCCUUUUAUUUGGAAACACAGUUCUGUAUUAGAACGAUAUCAGGCUGUGCACUCUUUUACGAACUAGACUUGUUUAAGAGUCUCCACUUUGGGCUUCGCUCUACAAGUCUCCGUAUCUUUCUCGUGUCUGUGGUCAAUGGUCAAGUAUAUACAGUAUAUAAAUAUAUAUAUCUAUUUUCUUUGUAUGCAUAUAUUCAUUACUAUUUUUGCACUGACCUACGGACAGAUGGAUUUAUUUUUUUCCACAAAGGGUGCUAUUAUAACGGAGGCCUUCUCCCACACCUUUUUGCAUGACUUGCUCAAAAAUUCCUCAACUGGUCUGUCAUCUCUCCGACUCUUCUCCUACUACUCCUUGAACUGUUGCAAUUGAAGCACUGUAAUUUUGUAAUCCCUACUUGUGAGCUUUGAAAUAAACAGGGAGGCUUCAAGUUUG